This is a messenger RNA of Dendroctonus ponderosae (mountain pine beetle), 2392 nucleotides long. Its product is annotated as GILT-like protein 1. The coding region runs from base 538 to 1218 and encodes 226 amino acids. Gene Ontology annotation, molecular function: oxidoreductase activity, acting on a sulfur group of donors, disulfide as acceptor. Lineage: Eukaryota; Metazoa; Arthropoda; Insecta; Coleoptera; Curculionidae. The record is from RefSeq and is a predicted model, not a curated record. The transcript is spliced from 4 exons.
UCCGCUCCUUAUCAGUUGGCUAAAUUGCGUCAGUGUGGGAAAAAUGCACUUCGUGCCCUAAUUUGAUAAAUACUCGUAUGACCUAAAACCAUUGCGCUGUCAAUUCUUGGCACUUUAGCGAUCGACCACAAAUAUAUUGAGACUUUGCCUUCUGUAUGAUCUAUUUAAGUUGACCUUCUAGAUAUUUUCUAACCUGACAAAAAUGUAUUGCUAAUCGAAGAAUAAAGAACAGUGCGUUGAGAUACAAUUUUGCACUAAAACUUCCUUUUUUAAAUGAACUAUUAGGAUUAAUUAUAUCUACAUUCGUCACUCCAUGAAAUCAAAAAUAUACGAGUAAUUUACUGCUGCUACCAAAUAAAUUAUGUCCCAGUUUGCCUAAAGUACCACUAUAAUUAACAUUUUGAUAAGCAUCUUAUCUCUUUAAACGAAUUAACAUUAAACUGUUGUUGAAUAGAAUUUCAAAGUAGCAUGUAGGCUCUUUUAUUUUUACAAUUUAGUAAAUUCAGUGGUCAUAAUAAAGCAGCUGCAAAUUGUGAGAUGCUUGUAAAUAGAAACAUGGUGAGGCUUUUGUGUCUAAUGAUCUGUUUUGCAGGAGCAAUUGAAUCUAUACAUGUGGCAGUUUACUAUGAAGCGCUUUGCUCAGACAGCGUAUAUUUUAUUACGAGGCAGCUCUAUCCAAACUAUCAAUUAUUUAAGGAUCAUAUGACUGUCGAAUUCAUUCCAUAUGGAAAAGCAAUACACACAUUCGACAACACGACCGGGAAAUACACAUUCAGUUGUCAGCAUGGCAAAGAAGAAUGCAAAGGAAAUAAGUUUCAAGCUUGCGGUUUAGCUCAGAUAGCUAACGAAGAAGAACGACUUGACUUCGUUACUUGCGUGAUGUCAGCCAGCAAUCCUGCAAAUAUCUUCUACUUAGAAAAUUGUGCAAAAAAAUCCACGCUGGACUUUUCUGCGAUGACAAAAUGUGCCAUAUCUUCUGAAGGCGACAAACUGUUGGCUUCUUAUGGAGAUAAAACCUGGAACCUGGAACCAAAUCUUUCAUAUGUUCCUACAGUGGUUUUUAAUCAUUCUGUUGAAAUAAAUUUUAGCGACAUGAAUAAGUCCCUUGUAGAUUUCAAAUCUGUUAUGUGCAGCAAAAUCGAGCAAAAUCACCCAGAUGUCUGCAAAAGUAGAAGUUUUAUGUCUAGAAUUAAGCAAUUUUUUUCCCAACAAUUUUGAGAUAACAUGUUAUUAAUAACAAUUUAAUAACAACAUCUACUAGGAUGAUAAAGUUCUCAACCAAGAUUGGUUUUCUCUGACGCUAAUUCGACAAAAAUUCAACGAUUCACAAUUCAAUUAACAAAUUUGUCUCCUUAUUUAAUAAAACAAAAGUUCAAUUGAUUUAUCUAUUUCGAUUACUUACUGGUUAUUGUAAUAAAACCUAGUCCAUUAAUAACAAAGAAAAUAAUCCUAAGAUACUGAAUAUCGAACUAACACCUAUAGUACAUUUUUUAGUAGGUAGUGACAUUGAUAUUUUAAUAUUCUAUUGUGAAGCUACAUCAGUCCGUUUAAUUAUACGGUGAUUUCAUAAAUUACCAAUUCAUCUGGACAUUCGUUACUGAAAAAUUACGGUCAAACGAUAACCAUGUAUCAAAACUAGAAUAAUAAGCUGUGUGUGAAUUGAUAAUAACGACAGUGCACACAAAAUCAUAAUAUCAACUUUUGUCUUAUGGAAAAUAUUAUUACAUUCAUAGGAAAUUGAUGUAGUUGUUCAUCAAAUAAUAUGGCUAAAUGCCUGAUGAAGCAUUUUUCUUUUUUCAAUAUAAUUUCCAAUAUGAGUUAAGAGUUUUGCUGGCAAAUACUAGGCAACAUAAUAACGACUUUGAAAGCAUCUUAAGCACGUUUAAAUAAACAAGUUUAACUUUAUGUUUCAUUAAAAUUCAAUGCAUUUUACAAGCAUUUUACAAUAUAUAACCCCUUCGAAUAAAAGCAAAGAAAGUAAAUCAAUUCUAGUUACAUGUUUUUAUUUUUUGAGUGGUUUUGUCCACUCAGAUUUUUUUAAGGUUUGCGUCCUCAGUGAAGUAUCAGGAAAUAGAAAUUAAUAUACAAUAAAUACUAAACAUCUGCACUGUGCGCCGAUUUAUUUUAGUAAGGGAUUAAAAAACAGUAGCCAAAAUAUACAAAAUCCUUUCAAUGUUAAGUUGUGGACAAAUUUUGUAAACAUUUUACUUUAGUUAAAGAGCCACUAAGUAAUUAUGUUAAGUAAAUUUAAAAUCUAGCAGAUGAGUUACAAUCAUACAUAGCGUUAACAGAUGGAUUAUAAAUUAUUUUUAAACAGAAAUAUUUCCGUUCCUAAAAUUAUUUCUAUUUCUAGAUUUGAGAUGUUCAAACAUAAUUAAAACCAUCAUGAGUA